Messenger RNA from Uloborus diversus, 1185 nucleotides. Its product is annotated as cytochrome P450 2U1-like. NCBI's taxonomy places the organism in Eukaryota, Metazoa, Arthropoda, Arachnida, Araneae, Uloboridae. The transcript is spliced from 7 exons. The record is from RefSeq and is a predicted model, not a curated record. Bases 1 to 1074 code for a protein of 357 amino acids. Gene Ontology annotation, molecular function: iron ion binding; monooxygenase activity; oxidoreductase activity, acting on paired donors, with incorporation or reduction of molecular oxygen.
AUGGAUUCGUUGAGUUUAGUUCUUAUUUCCUUAGUUGUGUUGUUAGUAUCUCUAUGGCUUGGUACAAGAAAACGGAACCAAAGGACUCUGCCGGGACCGGCAGGCUUGCCUUUUGUUGGAUUUUUGCCUUUCAUGACGCGCAAGCCCUAUGUCAAACUGACAGAAUUAUCUAAAAAAUAUGGUCCUAUUUACAGAAUACGACUUGGAGGCACUAGUGUUGUCAUCAUCACAGAUUAUAAACUAACAAAGGAAGCUUUUGCUAGUGACGCAUUCAUAGGAAGACCCCCGGAUUUGCCUUUUGAACUUAGUGAAACAACCAAAAAAACUGGAGCUUUUGUAGAUCUAGCAUGGAAAGAUCAGAGGAGAUUUUCCUUGAGUAUGCUAAAAGGUUUGGGAUUUGGAAAAACAAAAACAGAAGAACAUAUAAAGGUACAGGAUUUAUGCAAAUUUAGAGAUGUUCUCAUUGAUUUGGCUCGAGGAUUCUUCAGUGCAGGAAGUGAAACAGUCAGAAUAUCGUUGGAUUGGAUACUACUGAUCUGUGCUGCUUAUCCACAAGUUCAGAAAAAGGUGCAUUCAGAAAUUGUAGAAGUAGUGGGAGAGAAUCGCUUUCCGAACAGAUCGGAUCACGUGAACAUGCCGUACACGGAAGCAGUAAUUCGUGAGCAAAAUAGAUGGCGAUCAGUCAUCCCGAUAAAUUUAAUGAGAUAUACUCUGGAAGAUACCGAGUUGAAUGGAUAUUACAUACCGAAGCAUUCUCGAGUCUUGUCGAUUACGUGGGCGGUGCAUCACAACAAGGAAUUAUGGGGACCUGAUGCUGACGAAUUUAGACCUGAAAGGUUCUUGAGCGCAGAUGGCAAGCAAGUCCUCAAGCCGGAAUACUACAUUCCAUUUUCAAUAGGCAAGCGCCAGUGCCCAGGAGAAGCGUUUGCUAAAAUGGAAGUGUUUAAUUACGUGGUAGCAAUUCUUCAAAGGUUCGAAAUUACGCUACCUGCAGGAAAAACAGCUGAUUUCGAUGGACAACUGGGAAUUGGACUCCAACCAAAAAGACAAGACAUACUGUUUAAACGGCGAUAAUUUCGAAUGCUAUUUAAUACACACGAAAAACUUUAAUUUUCUUCUUCUCAGAAAACAAUAUUUGAAACAAUAUUGCAUGCUCCUCGACGAAAAUUUGUCACUGACGUUACA